UUAUUAUCAAUCUAAGAGUAAAAUACGAGUGAUCAGAAUAUUUGGUUAAAUGGAGUUUCUGUCAUCAAUGGUUUCCUUCUUGCUUCUGAUACAGGUUUUUAAUCUGAUAAUUCCAGCUGCAAGUUUGUCUGGCAAUGAAACUGAUUUGCUUGCGCUCCUGGAUUUCAAGAAUCAGAUUUCUGAUGAUCCAAAUGGAAUCCUGAAGUCAUGGAAUGCUUCUAAACAUCACUGCCAAUGGUUUGGAGUGACCUGUGGCCAAAAUCAGAGAGUUAUUGGCUUGAAUCUAUUUGGACAGAGCUUGGUCGGAUCAAUAUCUCCUCAUGUAGGAAAUCUCACCUUCAUGAACUUCAUUAACCUCAGAAACAACAGAUUUUUUGGUGAAAUUCCCAAAGAAGUUGGUCGCCUGUUUCAGCUAACAUAUCUCAAUCUCACAAAUAAUUCACUCGGAGGAGAAAUACCGGUCACUCUCAGCAACUGCUCACAGCUGAAGACGAUAGAUAUUUUAAGGAACAGACUAGUGGGCAAUAUUCCAUUUGAACUUGGCUCUCUGAAGAAGCUCAAGAGCCUUUUCCUUGGUAGAAACAAUUUGACUGGAGAAAUUCCAAAAUCAAUUGGGAACCUUACGUCCCUGACUCAAAUCUAUUUGUCAUACAACAAUUUGGAGGGACAUUUACCAGAGGAGUUGGGGCAAUUAACAAGCUUAUAUUCGAUAGGCAUCGAUGUAAAUUUCCUUUCAGGUACCAUCCCUGCCUCUCUUUACAAUGUCUCUUCUGUUGCUGGCAUAUCACUUUCAUCAAAUUCACUUGAGGGGCAGAUUCCGGAUAACAUGGGGCUUACACUACCAAACAUUCAGGAGUUCUUGAUUGGUGGAAACCAAUUCAAGGGGACUAUUCCAGUUUCCCUUGCCAAUGCUUCUCUGCUUGCCAAACUUGACCUUGUUAGCAACAAAUUCAGAGGACAAGUACCAACUAAUCUUGGAAAGCUACCAAAUCUUUAUUGGCUAAAUUUUGCUGGUAAUUUUCUAGGCAGCAAUUCUACUGGGGACAUGGAUUUCAUUGCAUCUCUAUCCAACUGCAGUAACCUACAAUCUCUUUUAUUUAGUCAAAAUAAUUUUGGUGGCACUUUGCCUGAUUCCAUUGGAAAUCUCUCUCAUAAUCUCCAGCAAAUAGAUCUUGCAUUGAAUCAAAUUUCAGGGGAAAUUCCAACAGGGCUUGGAAAUCUGGCUAACUUAUACUUGUUAGGCAUGGAUCACAACCUCUUUUUAGGUUCUGUACCAAGUUUUCUUGGUAAGUUUCGCAUGUUGCAGAAGUUGUUCCUAAAUAACAAUCAGCUCUCGAGCCAGAUACCGCCUUCCCUUUUCAACAUGACCUCUCUGUAUGGUCUGUAUUUAUCUGAAAACAGAUUGGAAGGCAAUCUGCCAUCACUUAUAGGAAAUUCUCAAUCCUUACGAGAAAUGAUCCUUUCAAAGAAUAACCUGAAUGGCAGCAUACCUUUAGAGACAUUCAGUUUCUUGUCCUCAUUAACAUUACUCAACUUGACACACAACCUUUUUUCGGGGUCUCUUCCUUCUGAAAUUGGGAAAUUAACGAAUAUCUAUUUUUUGGACAUUUCCUAUAACCAAUUUUCUGGAGAAAUCCCAGAAACAAUAGCUGACUGUACAAGCCUAGAGUACAUUUACAUGCAAGGUAAUUCUUUCCAAGGAGAAAUCCCACAAAGUCUGGCUUCUGUAAAAGGCAUUCGAGUUUUGGAUCUUGCACAAAACAACUUAACGGGGCAAAUACCUAAAGAUCUAGAUAUGCUUCCCUUUGUCCAACUGAUGAACUUGUCUUUUAAUGCCCUUGAAGGUGAGGUACCGACGGUAGGAUUUUUUGCCAAUGCAAGCUCAUUAUCAUUGACAGGAAAUAGUAAACUUUGUGGUGGCAUACCUGAACUGAAGCUGCCAUUAUGCCCUGAAGAAAUAAAGAAGAGAAGAAAGCCUCUUGCACCAGGAUUUAUUGUUUUGAUUGUUGUCUUCAGCUUCCUUGUUGUAGCAUCAGCCACUUUUUGCCUAAUAUAUGUCAGAAGAAAAAGAAGAACAUCCUUCGUUGAAACAGAUAACUUUUCAGGGAUCUCUUAUCAUGAGCUUCAUGAAGCAACAAAAGGAUUUUCAACUGCAAACUUGAUAGGUUCCGGAAGCUUUGGAUCUGUAUAUAAAGGAAAACUACCAUUACAGGGAGAAAGGUCAGUUGCAGUUAAAGUCCUUGACCUGCAGAAGAAUGGAGCUUGCAAGAGCUUUUUGGCUGAGUGCAUAGCAUUAAGAAACAUUAGACACCGAAAUUUGGUUAAAGUCUUAACUUGCUGCUCCGGUUAUGAUUUUAAUGGAAGGGAAUUCAAAGCUCUAGUCUACGAGUUCAUGUCAAAAGGGGAUUUAGAUAUGUGGCUACAUCAGAGCUCAGAUGAGAUGAAUAAUUCCAACAGGGCUUUGAGUUUGCUUCAGAGGUUAAAUAUUGCAAUUGAUGUAGCUUUUGCUCUGGAUUAUCUUCACAACCAAUGUGAAAUUCCAGUUGUUCACUGUGACCUGAAGCCGUGUAAUGUCCUUCUUGAUGAUGAUUUAACUGCUCAUGUGGGAGAUUUUGGAUUGGCAAGACUUCUGUAUGAAAACACAAGCAAUCCUUCUCAACAGCCAACUAGUUCCAUUGGCAUCAAGGGAUCACUAGGCUAUGCAGCACCAGAAUAUGGGAUGGGAAGUCAAGCAUCAACCCUUGGUGAUGUAUACAGUUAUGGAAUCCUUUUGCUAGAGCUCUUGACAGGACGGAGACCAACCGAUCAACUUUUCAUAGACGGGCUUAAUCUCCAUGAAUAUGUUAAGCAAACAUUCCCACAAAUAUGGGAUAUUGUGGAUCCAGUUCUUUUUACCAAAGAAGAAGAAGAAGAAGGAGGAGGAGAUGCAGAAGAAGAUGAUCAACCUGAAAUUACAGAAAAUAACAAAAGCACAGCAAUAGAGAAAGAAGUUGAAGAAAAUACAAGAAGCCCGGAAAUAGAAGGUGAAAAGCUUAAAUGCCUUCGAUCAUUGUUUGCCAUUGGACUUUCAUGCUCUUCAAAAUUACCUAGAGAGCGAAUGGAUAUGAAAGAUGUUGUUAAAGAAUUAAUUAUCAUCAAGAAUGUUCUUGUACGGAACAAAAUAACAAGUUGAACUUGAUUAUAUGGCAUAAUUAAAGGUGUAUCAUACAGAAAUUUACU
Molecule: messenger RNA, 3219 nt
Organism: Coffea arabica (coffee)
Lineage: Eukaryota; Viridiplantae; Streptophyta; Magnoliopsida; Gentianales; Rubiaceae
Biological process (GO): protein phosphorylation
Molecular function (GO): ATP binding; protein kinase activity; protein binding
Source: RefSeq, a predicted model, not a curated record